Messenger RNA from Solanum dulcamara, 3281 nucleotides. RefSeq lists its product as uncharacterized. Gene Ontology annotation, molecular function: transmembrane transporter activity. Bases 700 to 3111 code for a protein of 803 amino acids. Gene Ontology annotation, cellular component: plasma membrane. Gene Ontology annotation, biological process: transmembrane transport. The record is from RefSeq and is a predicted model, not a curated record. Lineage: Eukaryota; Viridiplantae; Streptophyta; Magnoliopsida; Solanales; Solanaceae. The transcript has 3 exons.
CCUGCUGAAAUUGGAAUACCAUUCACUAUUCUGUAAACUAGUGAGCCUGCUAACAAAAAUUCAUCCUAUUUUCCUCUUGUGACAUUUGUAUCGUGCAUGUCCAUAUAGUCGUUUAGUCGCGUCCAAAAAAUAGUCGUCUUGUUACUAGAAGGUGAAUGUCUAUAUAUAUAGUCGUUUAGUGGCAUGUUGAAAAUAGUCGUCUUGUUACUAAUCGGUGAAUGAAUAUCCAUAUAGCCAUUUAGUGUCAUGUUGAGAGUAGUUGUCUUGUUGCUGGCAGGUGAAUCUUCUAGUUGACCAUUUAAUUAGUGGUGUGUUGUACUAGCUAGUCAUCUUGUUUCUGGUAGGUGAAUCUUCUGGCUAUAGCCAUUAGUGACGUGUUGAGAGUACUAGUCGCCUUGUUGCUGACAUGUGAAUUUUCUGGCUAGCCGUUUAGUGGCGUGUAGAGAGUAUCUAGAAGUCUUGUUGUUGGUAGAUGAAUCUUUAUGCUAGCUAGCCUAUUUAGUGGUGAAUGCAUGAACUAAUUAUCUUGUUAUUGGCAAGUGAAUCUUUUAGUUAGCCGUUUAAUUAGUGUCAUAUGUGCAGAGAGUAGUUGUCUUGUUACUAAAAGGUAAAUAUCGGUCAACUGUAGGAAACUGGCCAAUUGCUGUCAACUGGUAUCGGUACAACCACGUCUUCUAGCUUAUAAAUUGUUACCUCAUCAUGCCAACUACCAUGGUGGCUAAACGAGCUCGUGCCAUGUGGUGGAUGAGGCUACACUCGUCUAUUCGAACCGCCUUAGCAUGCGCCAUAGUGGGGUGUGUCACCCUAUAUAGUCCACCUUCUCUUGCGAAGCAACUAGCAUUUCCUUCUUUUUCCUACGUUACAUCGAUAUUUAUAGUGUCCGACGCCACGUUAGGUCAUGCCUUAAGGGGAUGUUGGCAUGCAUGUCUUGCCACACUUCAAAUCAUGCCACUUUCUAUGCUAGGGUUAUGGCUUCAUAACUAUGUUGCCACCGACGAAUUCUCACCCGAGGUAGCCGCCCUCAUGGUGGCGUUGAGCGCAUUUUUGGUGGCGUUGCCGGAGAGUACAGACUUGAUGUGCAAGAGAAUUGCCUUUGGACAACUUGUUAUAGUGUAUGUUGAUGCUGUUAUUCAUGGGGUUUAUCUCAAUUCUCCUGUGAUGCACCCUCUUAGAAUUGCUUUUAGCACUUUGCUUGGAGCUGUGGCUUCUAUCUUAGCUUUGUUGCUGCCCUAUCCUUGGCUAGCUUAUCAUGAGGUGAAAAAAUUAUACCAAAUUUAUGCAGAAAGUGCAUCAGGAAGAAUAAAUUUAUAUUUGAAAGCCAUUCAUACUCAAGAUGAUCAAAUAACCAUGGAGUUAAUAUCUCAAACAAAGCCCUUUACUGAUACAGGAACUAAGCUUCUUGAGACUAUCAAAUUCUUGGAGGAAGGUUUGCAAUGGGAGAAACCUUGGUUGAGAUACUUGAAUCCUCAUUUCACAGAUCCAGGACUUGGUUUUCAAAAUAUGGACAUUUCAAUGAAAGGAAUGGAAGUGGCUUUAACUUCUUGUCCAUCUUUUCCCACAAGAAUGAUAGAUAAAGAGCUCUUUAAAGUCACCCAUCAUGUUAUGAUGUUUCUUAGUCAAAUAAUGGGGCAAGAUAGAUCAUUUCUACCACAUAAUUCACUAACAGCUAUGGAAACAGAAGGGGAAUUUGAGAAGGAGUACUCUUCUAGGCAUUCCCAUGAACCAAUUUUACCAACAAAACAAGAUCAACCAGCACUUUUCUUCUUAUCUUGUUUCAGAAUGUGCACGACUGAUUCAGACACGAUCACACCAAUAAACGAAGGACUAAGAGGCACAACAGGAAGUAGUAGUAGUGGUGGUAGUAACAAAUCGUGCUGCAGACGAGUCUGCAUUGAUAAGACUUUGCCAAUAAUCAAUGAGAGAAUGGUGGUAUUCGCGUUCAAGUGUUCGUUUUCAUUAGGACUGGCUGUGCUACUUGGUCUUCUAUUUAACACAGAAAAUGGAUACUGGUCAGGCCUCACAAUAGCCCUGAGCUUUGUUACAAGGAAACAAGCAAUUUUCACAGAAGCAAAUGCUAGAGCACAAGGAACAGCUAUAGGAUCAGUGUAUGGUGUACUUGGCUGCACUAUUUUUCAAAAAGUCGCGCAAAUAAGGUUCUUAUCCCUCCUCCCUUGGAUAAUUUUCACCACAUUUCUAAGGCAUAGUAGGAUGUUCACUCAAGCAGGGGGGACAGCUGCAAUGAUAGGUUCACUACUGAUUUUGGGCAGAAAGAGUUAUGGUCCACCUAGUGAAUUUGCAAUUGCCAGACUCACAGAGGCCUUCAUUGGACUAGCUUGCUUCGUCGUUGUUGAGCUUAUUCUGCAGCCUACAAGUUCAGCAACUUUAGUCAAAAAACAUCUCUAUCUGAUCCAAGGAACAAUCAAAGACUGCACUAAACACAUGGUAGUUGAUUCAAGGCAAAAGGGGUUAAUGGAGAAGCAAAUGAAUCUGAAAUCUCAAGUUCAUGACUUGUCAAAGUUCAUUAAAGAUGCAGUCUUGGAACCUAGAUUCUGGUUUAUUCCUUUUCCAAUUUCUUGCUGCCAAAAGCUCCAAAAAUCUUUGUCAAAUAUGGCAGAUGUUCUGUUCUUCAUGUCCUGUGAUAUCGAAUUCCUCUCUCAAGCAUUCGAUAGAUAUUAUCCUGAUAAAAGGGAGCUUCAACAAUACAUAAACAACAACUUACAGCAUUUUAAGGAUGCUCUAAGCUCUUCAGUGAGCUGCUUUGAGAAAACCAUUUCUAUCAGACUGUUAAAAACUUCUCAAAUCCAGCCAGAGCAGAAUAUAUUGAAUGAUCUUGAAGGAGGGAAUUCAUCAUGUCUAAGGGAGAGUGUCAUGUAUUCUAGAAACGACGAGGAGAUGCAGAUGAUUCUGAGUUCUUUUCUUCAGAACUCCAACGAGGUCCGUGGUAAAGUGAGGGACAUUGCAGGUAUAGAGCUUAGAGGAACCAUUGUUGGUUGUUUGUGUUCUUUAGAAUUUUGCAUGAGCUUUUUGGAGAGAGAAGUAAGAGACAUCGACAACGGGAUAAAAGAAUUGGUGAAAUGGGAAGAUCCUUUGGGAGAACCAAUUUGUUCAUAAGUUACUAUAAACAAAUCCAUAUGAUCAAAUGGAAAAAAAGAAUAAAGCUGUAGAUCCAAAAGUGGGCAUUAGCAUUUUAUCAUCUAUAGUUCUCUCUCUAGUUUUCCUUCAAAUACAAAGGCAAUAUGUUAUUCUGAAUCUUCUCUACAUUUUAUUAAGCACAUAUUCAU